GCGGAGCCUCAGAACGAUCGCGCUGGAGCGGCGGCGGGAGCGGAGCGGGAGCGGGGAUCGCGAUAGCGCCGCGAUAUCUCCGCGAUACCCCCGCGAUAGCCGCGCUCGGGAUUAUUGCUCUUGGAAUUUGCCUUCUUCUCCCGCGGAUUACAAUUGCACCAUGACCCUGGAGGAGCUGGUGCCUUGCGAUAGCAGCAAGAUGCAGGCGGUGAGCGAGGCGGUGGAGCGGGUGCUGGUGGCGGCGCAGCGGCAGGACCGGCUCACCGUGGGAGUCUACGAGUCGGCCAAGCUCAUGAAUGUGGACCCCGACAGCGUGGUGCUGUGCGUGCUGGCCACCGACGAGGAGGACGAGGGUGACAUCGCGCUGCAGAUCCACUUCACGCUCAUCCAGGCGUUCUGUUGCGACAACGACAUCCACAUCCUGCGCGUGUCGGGCAUGCAGCGCCUCGCCGACAUCCUGGGCGAGCCCGCGGCGGGCUCCGAGCCCCGCGACCUGCACUGCCUCCUGGUCACGAACCCGCACACGGACGCGUGGAAGAGCCAGGGGCUGGCCGAGGUGGCGAGUUACUGCGCCGAGAGUCGCGACAGGAACCAGUGGGUGCCUUACGUGUGUCUGCAGGAGCGCUGAGCCCUUCCCGGCCUGGACUUGAAGGAUUAAAAACCUUUUUUUUUUAAACAAAAAAAACCCAACACAAAACAGCAGAAGGAGAAAAAAAAAAAAAAAAGGGAAGAAACAGCGAGUUCCAACCCACAAUCCCCAAACCCACCGAUUUUAUUUUUCUUUUGGACCGGAGAGGAGGAAGGGGGAGCGCGGCCGCCGCGGUGGGGAUGGAGGGACGCGGGCCGGAGCCGGGCCGGAGCCGCCGGCCGAGGAGCGGUGCUGGACCCUGGGCCGGAGCUGGGCAGCCCCGGGCGGGCGCUGCGGAGCGCGGGGAGUGACCCCGGAGCUGCGACAUUGUCGCGAUUUUUGGCAGCUGGGACCCCAUGGAGGCGAGGACUGCAGAGGGCUGGAUUUUUAAUUUUUUUUUUACUUUUUCUUUUUUCCUUUUUUUUUGUUUUUUUUUUGGUUGAGAAAAGUGCUUUUUCCAAGGAAUUACCGACGUCUGCACGGAUGGACCUGCACCCCCCGGGGUGCUGCUUUUGCACUUGGAGACCCUGAGCUGAACCUUUUCCAGAGUUUAUUCUUCUACCGAGCGAGGAACUAAAUUUAUUUGCAAUAAAAUGUCUGACGUUA
Messenger RNA from Prinia subflava (tawny-flanked prinia), 1234 nucleotides. RefSeq names its product growth arrest and DNA damage inducible beta (gene GADD45B). Gene Ontology annotation, cellular component: nucleus; cytoplasm. The record is from RefSeq and is a predicted model, not a curated record. NCBI's taxonomy places the organism in Eukaryota, Metazoa, Chordata, Aves, Passeriformes, Cisticolidae. The coding region runs from base 161 to 628 and encodes 155 amino acids. Gene Ontology annotation, biological process: regulation of cell cycle. The transcript is spliced from 4 exons.